Molecule: messenger RNA, 597 nt
Organism: Gavia stellata (red-throated loon)
Lineage: Eukaryota; Metazoa; Chordata; Aves; Gaviiformes; Gaviidae
Gene: CIMIP3
Product: ciliary microtubule inner protein 3
Exons: 4
Source: RefSeq, a predicted model, not a curated record
AUGGGCCUCUUAAUUCAGGCCCAGAGCUCUGGCAGUGCCAUAAACAGCGCUGUGGACAUUGAGCUGGGGCUUCACCUCAAAGACAGUGAUCACCCUUUACAAGGAGCAUGUAUUGCUAUCAUUUAUAGCUGUUAUAAUUGAGACCCUGAUCCGGGACUGGGGCUCCACUGUGCCGAACACAGAAGGAAAACGGCGUUAAGCAUUGAUGAGGAUGGCAAAGUGACUAAAACACCAGAAGGCCCUGGCAAAGACCGCAAGAAACCAAAGGGGAUGGAGGAGACCAAAGCCAUGAAGGAGGUCUCUCGCACGCCGCCCAUCCCAACGAGCCAGCAGUCUCCAGCAUGUCACCACAGGGACCAGCCUUUGGCCGCUCACCGCGUUCCUUUUGUCGCCCAUUUUGGGGGCCGUCAGCCCAGCUCCUUCAAGUUUCUCUUCUACAAACCAAGUUACUCCAACUCGUACAGCCCCUUCUACACUGCGCAGAGGCCGACCUGCGGGUACCACUACCACCACAACACCGAUCACACCAGGAAGGUGACGGACAUCGCGAGUGCAAACAUUGUGAAAUGGAGACCCAUCCUAGGCACAAAGCCGUAG